Pomacea canaliculata is the source of this 2304-nucleotide messenger RNA. RefSeq names its product protein fuzzy homolog. Lineage: Eukaryota; Metazoa; Mollusca; Gastropoda; Architaenioglossa; Ampullariidae. The coding region runs from base 86 to 1306 and encodes 406 amino acids. The record is from RefSeq and is a predicted model, not a curated record. The transcript has 11 exons. Gene Ontology annotation, biological process: vesicle-mediated transport; non-motile cilium assembly.
UGGGCAGAUACGUAGCUCUUUUGAGCUACAGCGCCAUGGUUGCUUCCCAUGAUUCCCUCGGACAUGCGUUGUGGUUUGUUUAGAUAUGGCUGCCUACUUGUUGUGUCUUUCUGCGGGAGGGGGAAUUCCUAUUUUUACUCGCUCACACGGAGACGUCAAACCGCUGCCCUUCCCUGUCAUUGGUUCACUGAACGCUGUACACAUGUUUGCGACCAACCACGGGGCUUCUCUCAAAUCCACAACCACAGACGAUGCCAAGAUUGUCUGGAGAGAUUUCUAUGAUAGCCUCUCGCUAAUUCUCGUCAUGGGGGACGAUCAGGCCGACGACUGCCACAUGUUCCGGCUGCUAGAGAACGUGUGGUCGGCCAUGGUUCUGCACUGCGGCAGAGACGAGCUGGUCAACAUCAAGAACCUGGAGCGCUUCAAGCGUGAAGUCAAGGUGUGUUUCCAGCUGAUUGACCGCCUCUUGCAGGGUGCCGUUCUCGGGACCUUCUCCGAUCUCACCCAGGCCGCCGACCUGCUGCUGACACCCGACAAUGCCGCCCUUCAGAACUUCUUGGAGGCCUUCGUGAUGGCAGCUGACAGUCCAUACGGGUGUCUGAUGGUGGAUGGCCAUGUGGUGGUGGCCACACAGAAGUGGUGGAGCCUGUCAGGAACAGAACUAGUGUUGCUGGGGAUGUUGGUAUCAGGCCUGCCACCAUCCACCUCACGGGAUGUCCCCAUUUACCUCCCCCAUGGCAGCCCAACGGUUCCUCAUCGGCUUCUAACAUUCCAACUGAUAAAUGGAGUGGAGGCAUGUGUUAUCUGUGGGCCCAAACCCACGCUGUUUGAUCUUCAGGGAGAGGUGGUGAGGUUUUGGCGACCUGCCUUAGAUAUUCUUAGAACAGCUUCUCAUGUCAUUCCAUGCAACUUCCCCAACACUGUAUCAUUGGACCAAAACAUCUUGGGAUUCCUGCUUGUUAACAAUGAAACAAGUCGUUGUUUGAACACCGUUGGUGUCAACAGAGACAAUGCUGCUGGCUUAACUAUGGACAAAAGAAGAGAAAUUCUUCGUUCUUUUUACAAGAAAGUCAUAGGAACUUACUUUUCCUCUCCUAUAGAGGGAAGUGAAAGAGGUCCCACAGAAUUCAGCCACGUUCCAACAGACACGUACAUUGUAUGUGACAGCUAUAAGUGCUAUGCCCUUGUUGCUGGGUCUUAUCAGAUCUUUGUGCUUUAUUCCUCAGCUAUUCCUACUUAUGCAAUGAGAUCAGUGACAAACAAGACAUUAAACACAUUUGUGAAAGACAAAAGUUUUAUUAUCUGACAAAAAGAUUGUAAAAUUUAUCUUUAUAAUGCAAGACUAAUCUUCCAAAAAUAUGUAUCAAAUCAAUACUAUGCAGCAUUUCUAAAUUCUGACAGCAUGUACAUUUGUGAAAAAUUCAUAUCAUAUAAAUCACUUGUCAAAAAAGUGUUUUUAAAAUGUGUGUGCAUAUUUGAGGAUGGCUGUUUUAAAAAUUAGUUUAUAAAUCGUAGCUUGUCUUUCACAUAGAAGUCGCCGUCUUAAUAGCAUUGUACUUAUUCAUGCAAAUGUCUGUACUUACACUGUUUAUUAAAUUUAGCUACAUAUUUAUUACGUCUAGCUACUUGUUUAUUGCAUUGAACAUCAUACAGUUUAUUCUUUCCCAGUAUUGGGAUUUUAUUGGCUGUUUGACUGUUACUGUUCAGUUAUGGUUGUUGGUAUGACCAUGUGAUUAAUUAUAUUUGUAUAGUGUGUGUAUGUGAAUGUGCGCACCUGCAUGUUUGGAAAGAUUAAAGAACAUGAUAAACUUUUUAAAUGACAAAUUUUGUGAUUAUUAUCAUGUAAAAUUAUUGUUAAUGUUUAAAAUUCUUCAUAAAUAUUGUUUGUCUAAUAUGAGAGCUAUUUGUUUGCAAACAAGAGAAAGAGAGGAGGGAAGUAAAUAAAAAAAAUUUUGCAUACAAGUGAUACCUAUUUUAAACCUAUUUUUGUAAUUAUUACACUGUAAAAGUUUACUUUAAAGAACUUUGUAAUAUAUACAUUUGUGCUGGAUGUUCAUUUUACACAUUGGCAUUUAUAUUUGUACAUAUAGAAAUAUUUAUUGCCAGGAACAAAUACUGAAUUUGACAAAACAUGAGGUUUAAAAAGUGAAAUAUUUUUUAUGAGUGUGUGCAUGCGUAUGCACGAGUGUGCUUGUAUAUUUGAGAGAUAGGGUGAAGUUUACGUGAAGACAUUCACAUGCUCAUCUCUGUUGGCCUUCAUAUCACAGUCUUCAAAAAUGCCAGAAAUAAAGAUUGCCGUUACCA